Messenger RNA from Lodderomyces jiufengensis, 633 nucleotides. Its product is annotated as phosphatidylglycerophosphatase. The transcript has 2 exons. The record is from RefSeq and is a predicted model, not a curated record. Bases 1 to 633 code for a protein of 210 amino acids. Gene Ontology annotation, cellular component: mitochondrion. Gene Ontology annotation, molecular function: phosphatidylglycerophosphatase activity. NCBI's taxonomy places the organism in Eukaryota, Fungi, Ascomycota, Pichiomycetes, Serinales, Debaryomycetaceae. Gene Ontology annotation, biological process: cardiolipin biosynthetic process.
AUGCAAUUAUUUAACCUUAGUGCUACAUUAAAUGCCUCAAGAUUAUUAUAUAACCCUGGAUUAUGCUUGCCGCAUCUCACAGUAAAGUCAUUUGAUCAAUUGAGUAUACCUUUCAAAAUUCCAGGUCAUGAUGAUGUUAAAAUAAAAGGUAUCGUUUUAGAUAAGGAUAAUUGUUUUGCCAAAGAUCACGAUGAUAAAGUUUGGCCCCAAUAUGAGCAAACUUGGCAAAAAUUAAAGGAUACAUACCCAGCUAAUCAAUUAUUGAUAGUGAGUAAUUCUGCAGGUACAAAUGAUGACAUAAAUCACGAACAAGCUCAAAUACUAGAACAAAAAACAGGAGUUACUGUAUUAAGACAUUCAAUCAAAAAGCCAGGAUGUUAUGAAGAAAUUUUGUCGUAUUUUAAAAAAUUAAAUAUAAAUUCAAAUGAAAUUUUAGUUAUUGGUGAUAGAUUAUUCACAGAUGUUUUAAUGGCCAAUACAAUGGGUAGUUGGAGUUGUUGGAUUAACGAAGGUGUUGAAUUAAGUAAUAAAAUUUUUCCAAAAUUGGAAAGACAAGUUUAUCAAAAUUUAGUAUCCAAUAGAGAAAACGAUCCUUGGAAACCUCCAAUUCCUUCAAUUCCUAUACAGAAAUAA